Molecule: messenger RNA, 1354 nt
Organism: Topomyia yanbarensis
Lineage: Eukaryota; Metazoa; Arthropoda; Insecta; Diptera; Culicidae
Product: stress-associated endoplasmic reticulum protein 2
Exons: 3
Coding region: 325-519 (64 amino acids)
Biological process (GO): endoplasmic reticulum unfolded protein response
Cellular component (GO): endoplasmic reticulum
Source: RefSeq, a predicted model, not a curated record
GUUGUCAAAAACCUUUUCCAGUUCCAGUCCAGCAAGGCAAAAGUGUCGUCGUCGCAAGUUUCCUUCUUUUCGCGUAGCGAUUAUCGUUUUUGAUACGUGUUGUUUGCUUCGAGAAUCGUCCGACCAUUUUCUGUUGUUUCGGUUCUGUUCUCGGCAACUCGGUGGCACACGCAACAAACCCGCCAACGCGAAAUAGCAAGCGUUUUACGCACGACAGAGAAAUAAGACUUUGCCAAAGAAGUAGCACAGAACGGGUUUUCCGGUUGGCACAAAUUGUGUUAUUCAUUGAUUUGCACGUCUGCAUACUUCCACACAAAAACAGCAAUGGCUCUACAGCAGAGAAUCCGCAUGGCCAACGAGAAAGCCAGCCGCAACAUUACCCUCCGCGGUAAUGUUCCCAAGUCGAAUAAAACAGCUGAGGAGAAGUAUCCCGUCGGACCAUGGCUUCUGGCGCUGUUCAUUUUUGUGGUGUGUGGUUCGGCUAUUUUCCAGAUCAUCCAAUCGAUUCGAAUUGCGUAAUCGGCAGCUGGUGGUAAAAAGAGGAUCGGUAUCCUCAAGCAACAAUUCAUCAUGUUACUGAUAAACCUCUUCGAUCCACGAAUUGUUCAAAAACACACAGACACACAUACGCAUACUCUCACACAAUCAAACGGAACAAAAAGAGGAAGAAAAUCAUUCGCCAGCGCUCGAGAUUUUUUUUUUCUCCACUCUUUUUCUUCGGUGGUCAUAUCCUCUUUUGGCGGACUUCCUUUUUCUGUUCGGACCGAGAGGAAGCCACCUGUAAUACUAACUUCGCUGUAAAGAAAUAUAGAACUAACUUUAGUAAGGAACCACGACUAUUCCAUGCUUGAGUUGGAAGCAUUUUUUGUACAAGCAAAGUUGUAAAACAUAAUUGGUCUACACUGUUAUAAAGAUUAUCACUGUACCAAACAUUGACACUAUUUGAUUCUGUGCAAGAUUAAGCUUGUAUACACUUUAAAAUGACCCAAUGUCAAGUUUUAUUAUUCACUCCUUUACAAAUAUCAGAAAACUUUUUUUUAUAUUGUUUUUUCUUUGUAGCAGAAAUACGGUAGCACAAUGAAAUUGUUUUUCUUUCGUGACUAAGCAACUGAAAAAUAUGAAAAAAACACAAUUUGCCUAAAUAGUGGGGGAAAUAACUAUCGAAACAGAAGUAGACAGAAAAAUUCCACGCUACAAACACAAAGUAAAAUACGGAACAUAAUUGGAUCAGUAGCAAAUCAAAGCGUAAAGAUCACGAUUGCAAUAAGAAUGAACAUAAAACUUCACGAGUCGGUCAAAGAAAACCUAUGAUAAAAUAUAUUUAAAUGUGCAAAUCUUUGAAACAUAAGUAAAA